AUGAUUGAAAUUCAAAACGAAUUAAAUUUGUUAAAACUUUUGUAUGGAUUUAAAUGGGUAAUGGAAAAUUCUCAUGAGGCAAAUGAUCCACCUUUCGUCAUUCUCUUCACGAUUUUGGCGACAACAAAAAAAGUAUUCGAAGGCUUCUCGUACAUGACUGCGAGAACAAAAUUUAUGAGACACAUGGAGAAAUAUUCGAGAAUUUGUUUCAACCAUUAA
Molecule: messenger RNA, 219 nt
Organism: Clunio marinus
Lineage: Eukaryota; Metazoa; Arthropoda; Insecta; Diptera; Chironomidae
Source: the annotation of a GenBank genome assembly